Messenger RNA from Aptenodytes forsteri (emperor penguin), 332 nucleotides. RefSeq names its product C-C motif chemokine 5. Gene Ontology annotation, biological process: chemokine-mediated signaling pathway; immune response; lymphocyte chemotaxis. Gene Ontology annotation, cellular component: extracellular region. Gene Ontology annotation, molecular function: CCR chemokine receptor binding; chemokine activity. The transcript has 3 exons. The record is from RefSeq and is a predicted model, not a curated record. NCBI's taxonomy places the organism in Eukaryota, Metazoa, Chordata, Aves, Sphenisciformes, Spheniscidae. The coding region runs from base 60 to 332 and encodes 90 amino acids.
GACACAGGAGGAAUCUGCUCUGGUCCUGCCUCUGCCCUUGCAGCUCAUCUCUGUCCAUAAUGAACGCCUCUGCAGUGUGCCUCUCCAUCAUCCUCGUUGCUGCCCUCUUUUCUCAGGCCUCUCCUGCUCCACUUGGGGCUGACACAACCGUGUGCUGCUUCAGCUAUACCUUACGAAAGCUGCCCCAGAGUCAUGUGAAGGAUUAUUUCUACACCAGCAGCAAGUGCUCACAGCCAGCAGUUGUGUUCAUCACCCAGAAGGACCGGGAGGUCUGUGCUAACCCUGAUGCCAGGUGGGUGAAGGAAUACGUGAACACCCUGGAGCUGCAGUGA